UUUUCUUUCGCGGUCGGAACGUGCGCACGUCCGCUGUUUCUUCUUGCUGUUGUGUGUGUGAUUUGACAGUGACGACCGCACUGUUCCGAGCAACCUCCAACUCCGACCUGUCUGUGGUUGGUGUUGCUUGUCGGGUCACUUUGUGGGCUGGACCUCUUGUUUGUCUUGAACGACGACAGCGAUUGUGGGCGCUGGAGUUGGUUGGUUUGUCUGUUGGCAAAGCCGCCUUUCGCCUGCGUGCGAGCAUCAAACAGCACACCAUGCACAUCAAGAACAGGUACCGCACACGCAAGGAUUUCCUCGCCCUCAGCGAUCGGUUUCCCCAGCUCAAGCAGUACUUUGUCACUCGCAACCGUGGCAAGAAAUGUUUUGACUUCUCGAAUCCAGAUGGCGUGCGCGAACUGACCAUCGCGCUGCUCAAGGAUGACUUCGACCUGACUGUCGACCUGCCUCACGAUCGCCUCGUACCGACGGUACCACAAAAGCUGAACUACAUCCUGUGGAUCGAAGAUCUGCUCUUCACGCUCAAGAACGAUUCACCCGUCGACACUGCUGGCAUUGAUAUCGGCUGUGGCGCCUCAUGUAUUUAUCCGCUUCUUGGCGUUCGCCGCAACCCUUCGUGGCGCUUCAUUGCAACGGAGAUUGACCAGCGCAGCUUCGAGUUUGCGACCACCAACAUCAAGCAGAGCGGGCUGCAGCGGCAGAUCACGGCUGUGCUCAACACAGAUGCCGGCAAGACGCUGUGCGGGGUGGUUGACGACGCGUUGGAUGCUGUUCCUCAGGGUGCGCGCGUGUUCACCAUGUGCAAUCCGCCAUUUUACGACAUUGGCGUCACAGCAGCACCAGCACGCAAAGCGAGCCGGCCACCGCCCCGAACAACGAGCACAGCGGCGUCGCACGAAAGCCAGACAGAGGGAGGCGAGGUUGGAUUCGUGCGCAAGAUCAUUUCGGACAGCCAACUCCUCGGCACAAGGGUAUCGUGGUACACUGCGAUGCUGGGGUGCAAGUCGUCCCUGCGCCCGCUGCUGGAUAUCAUUGCCGCCACCGACGCCACAUUUGUCACGCACGCCGUCUUCAAGCAGGGCCGUACGUUUCGAUGGGGGCUGGCCUGGACGUUUCUUCCCCUCGCGGCCUUCAAGGACGACCCAACAGUCACCCAAUUCCUUGAAGGGGCGGCCCCAUAUCCAUAUACCGUGGAGGGUGAUGGCGGCGGCGGAGAUGUGCGGAGAGGCGAUGCCCGAACAGCAAAGCGACGACAACACGAUCACCGUGAUGGUGACGACGACGACGACAAUGGUGAUGAUGGUGAUGAAGACGGUGGUGAUGGCGGGGAGAACAGGAAGAAGCGGGCAAAGGCUGUGCGGAUUGCCAGGCCGGGCAGGACGACCCAAUAUGGGGCAGCGACCAACGGCCACGCGGUGUCAUCGGGUGGCAGCGGCGCAGGGGAUGGGCAGGCGCCGCGUGAUAAAGGCACGACGGAUAGGAGGGGGAAAGGGAGCAGAGGUAAGGGUGGGAACGAUGACACAAGGGACAAGAAGAAGAAGAAGAAGAAGAAGCCGUUUCAGCUGACGGCCAGAGCAGAGGCAGCAACGGCUGUGGACGUAUGCCGGCAACAGCUACAGGCCCUCGCUCCUUCUGUGACCAUCAUAGAACAGCCAACGAACUCAAAGGACCAAGCCGUGUUUGUUGGAAGCGCCAAGAGGAACACGUGGAAUCCACAGGCAGUGGCGGCCACCGCCAAGCAAGAUGGUGGUGAUGCCGAUGCUGAUGCCGAUGCUGAUGCCGAUGCUGAUGGUGAUGAUAGCAGCCCGCUGUUCACCUUCAGGCUGCACGUUACUGCUGAUGCUGCUGAUGCUGCGACGAAGCCAGUAACCACGACCACAACCACAACAGGAACUACAAGCAACAAUGCCACUCUCGCAAGCGAGGCCAGUCAUAACUCGACUGCAUCUCAAGCACAGCAACCAGCGUCAUCGUCACCAACAGCAGCAGCACCCUCAAAAACACUGCUCACAAUGCACUGCGACCAGGGCAAGAGACGCGACUGCCACGAGCUCCUGCUCUUCAUCAAGGGGAAACAGAGACAGACAGCCAACAAGAUUAUGUUCACGCUGGUGGAAGUUGGUCAGGCGAUGGCAGGGCUGAUCCUGCUCAUUGGCCUGUACUUCUGCUUCUGGUUCCAAUACCACAUCGACGCGUUCAUGUUCUUGCUCUUCUGCAAGGACAAGAAAUGGACGUCGCUGCCUGAUCCAGAGGAGCAGAAGCGCCUCGCGGGACCCACAGUCAGCGUCAAGACAAAGACGCUGUACUUUGUGCGCCAUGGCGAGUCAACAUGGAACGCCACAUUCAACCGCAACAAGCUGUACUUCCUUCCUGGUCUCCUGUACGCGCUCGUGCGUGAGCUGUAUCUCACCAUCACAGCUGGCGACUCCUGGUUCUACGAUGCACCGCUCUGGUAA
This is a messenger RNA of Salpingoeca rosetta, 2459 nucleotides long. RefSeq lists its product as uncharacterized. NCBI's taxonomy places the organism in Eukaryota, Choanoflagellata, Craspedida, Salpingoecidae. Gene Ontology annotation, cellular component: nucleus. Gene Ontology annotation, biological process: rRNA base methylation. The transcript has 14 exons. The record is from RefSeq and is a predicted model, not a curated record. The coding region runs from base 261 to 2459 and encodes 732 amino acids. Gene Ontology annotation, molecular function: 23S rRNA (adenine(1618)-N(6))-methyltransferase activity.